AAAAGAAAUCGCUUUAAACACCAGAUGCUGUUGGUUUGUUAUUUCAUCAAAACUACAAAAUGUUCCAUCUCUCUCUCUCUCUCUUCUUUCUCCAACUUCGCUUAAUUAAAAUUAGGUUUUAGUUUUCUUCAUUUUUCUUUUAUUUUCUCUCACGCUUUCUCGUCUCUUGUCAUCGGAUUCUCGCCUUUUUCAGAAGCAUUAGAGUUUGAUUGAUAUGGAAAGUUGUGAGGAUGGUGGAGCACAUUCUGAACCUCCUGAUCCUGAUGUUCUUGAGGUGGAUCCAACUGGUCGAUAUAUAAGAUACAAAGAAGUGCUCGGAAAGGGUGCUUUCAAGACAGUCUAUAAGGCAUUCGAUGAAGUUAAUGGACUUGAAGUAGCAUGGAACCGAAUCCGGAUUGAUGAGGUGUUGCAAUCACCUGGAGACUUAGAGAGGCUUUACUCUGAAGUACAUCUCUUGAAAUUGUUGAAGCAUAGCAAUAUGGUUAAGUUUUAUAAUUCAUGGAUUGACGAUAAAAACAAGACUGUUAAUAUCAUAACCGAGUUGUUCUCCUCGGGUAACCUAAGACUGUAUCGACAAAAACACAGGAAUGUUGACCUAAAGGCUGUGAAGGGUUGGGCUAGACAGAUUCUGAUGGGUUUGAGCUAUCUUCAUAGUCACAAGCCUCCAAUUAUACAUAGGGAUCUCAAAUGUGAUAACAUAUUUAUCAAUGGUAACCAAGGGGAAGUAAAAAUUGGAGAUCUUGGUUUGGCAACUAUCAUGGAGCAGGCAAAUGCCAAAAGUGUAAUAGGAACCCCUGAGUUUAUGGCACCUGAGCUAUACGAUGAGGACUAUAAUGAGUUAGCUGAUAUAUAUUCCUUUGGUAUGUGCAUGCUGGAGAUGAUUACUUUCGAAUAUCCAUAUAGUGAAUGUAGGAACUCAGCGCAGAUAUAUAAGAAGGUUUCAUCUGGAAUAAAGCCUGCUUCCCUUUCUAAGGUAAAAGAUCCAGAAGUAAAAACUUUUAUUGAAAAGUGCUUAGUCCCAGCAUCUCAAAGGUUGUCUGCAAAGGAGCUUUUAAUGGACCCUUUUCUUGCAAUAAAUGGAUUAGCAAGGAACCGCCCUUUGCCACUUCCUGAUAUUGUUAUUCCCAGGACAUCAGCCUUUGGAGAUCGUUGUUUGAUGUCGGAAGGACCUGUCAAUACACGAAAUAGACCUCCCUCCAUGGAUUUGGAUUAUGAUCCUGAGAUGCCUAUGAUCACAUUAUUGAAUAAAGCUGUUGAUGGGCAUUUGCAUUCUCCAUACGUGGAGGUUCGAAGGGCGAAAAGAGGCAAUAUUUUCACGUUAAGAGGUGAAGAAAGCGAUGAAAACUCUGUAUCAAUAAUACUUAGAAUAAAUGAUAAAAAGGGUUCCCGGGUUAGGAACAUUCAUUUCCUUUUCUACCUUGAAGGUGAUACAGCUCUCGCAGUUUCAAGUGAAAUGGUUGAGCAGUUGGAGCUAGAUGAUCAUAACAUCACAUUCAUAGCAGAGCUAAUUGAUAUGUUGUUGUUGAAGAUAAUACCUAAUUGGAAACCAUGUGUUCGCCUUGAGCAUUUGGUUCCUCGAAAUAGGGAGAAUGUUCUAGGCUCUGUUUCAAGGACUUCAAGUUGUCUUGACACUUGUUCUCUGGGAGAAAUAGAGGGAAUUUCUAGUUCUAUGAAAUUGCAUGAGAUGCUAUCUCAUGUUGAUGAGUUUGUUAACCACAGCACAACAGGAGCCGAUGAUCGGUGUUCUGAGAUAUCAUACGUUUCUGCAGCUUCUAGUGAGUGGAAUGAUAAAAUGUUAUUUUACAAUUCAAACUUCUCACUAGACUCUGCACUUACAGACUUUGACGGGCAUGGAUUAAAAGGUGUAAUGGGGGAGGUGUUUCCCAGAACAACAAGUCCAUCAGUUGAUGAUAAUAGCAAAUUGAUGGACAUGAACAGUAGCAGCCACAUGGAGAUCUCUCCUAGUUAUCCGACAAGUAUGCCAUUUUUACCUAAGAAUGAUGAUGAACUUUUGAGAAGGGAGCUGGAGAAGAUAGAGUUGCAAUAUCAGGAGGCAAUUAAAGAGAUAUCAAAGAGAAGACAUGAAGCUAUCCUAGAGACAACAAGGAGGUCAUCACAUAAAAAUGUAUAGUUAGUCCACUAGUCUUCGCUUGCUUGUUUGUUAUAUUUUUCCAGAAACUCCUGCAUCGAUCUACCAGUGCUUCUGUUUCUCUUUUAUGAUAUUGUUGAUAGUGUAAAUAUAAUUUAUUUUGAGAGAAAUAUGAAGUGUAAGUGGGAUAUGUAUUUUCUUUUUUUUUUUUUUUUUUUUUUUUUUUCUGUUUUACAUGCUUGG
Molecule: messenger RNA, 2332 nt
Organism: Manihot esculenta (cassava)
Lineage: Eukaryota; Viridiplantae; Streptophyta; Magnoliopsida; Malpighiales; Euphorbiaceae
Product: probable serine/threonine-protein kinase WNK6
Exons: 8
Coding region: 215-2131 (638 amino acids)
Biological process (GO): protein phosphorylation; intracellular signal transduction
Cellular component (GO): cytoplasm
Molecular function (GO): ATP binding; protein serine/threonine kinase activity
Source: RefSeq, a predicted model, not a curated record